Heterostelium album PN500 is the source of this 1248-nucleotide messenger RNA. RefSeq names its product topoisomerase I-binding arginine/serine-rich protein. The record is from RefSeq and is a predicted model, not a curated record. NCBI's taxonomy places the organism in Eukaryota, Evosea, Eumycetozoa, Acytosteliales, Acytosteliaceae. The transcript has 3 exons. Bases 1 to 1248 code for a protein of 415 amino acids.
AUGGAAGCGGAGGAAAAGAAAAAAAAAGAAGAGGAGGAGUUGAAAAAGAAAAAGGAGGAGGAAGUUGAGAAAGAAAGAAAGAAGAAGGAAGAAGAGGAAGCUAGACAAUGUAUUAUUUGUGUCGAUAAAUAUACUGCGGAGGCAAAGAUCGAUGGAUGUGAACACACUUUUUGUUUUGAUUGUAUCCACGAGUGGAGCAAACAAACCAACAGUUGUCCACUAUGUAAAAAUAAAUUUAAAACAAUAAGAAAAGUUCAAACUGGAAAGGGUAAGAAUGUUGUUAGAGUAGCGAACAAGGAACAAAAGGCAGAGUAUUCGCCUGAGGAGUUGGAGAGACUGAUUGGCUACGAGUAUGGCGAUGAAGAUGAGGAAUUUGAAUUUGAUGACGACGACGAUGACGACUAUGAUUCUGACGAUUCGAUCGAUGAUUUCAUCGACGAUGACUCUGACCAAGACGAUGCAGAUGCAAGUUUCAAUCUUGCCUCCUAUUUCCCUGGUGCAAAUGUUAGACAUUUGGGUGGUAGACUUUUCACUCUAAGAGCGGUAAGACGACCACUGGUAGCACAGAGUACAGCCAACAAUCCAAUCAAUCUCGAUGAAUCUUUGGAUAUUGCAUUCGAUGUAGACAGACACUAUGCAGAGGAGGAUGAAGACGAUGACGAUGUUGUCGAUCUCAAUGAUUUGGAUCUUUUGGAUGGUGAGGACAUUGAUGACGAACACGAUUCAUACAUUGACGAGUACGAAGAGGAGGCUAUCGAAGACAGUGCAUCAGAUUCGGAACUGGAGAAACAUCUCGCUCAUAACGGUGACUGUGGUGGUUGUGGCGAUUGUGAUUGGUGUCUGGAGGGUGAUGAUCUCUACCCGGAACUCAAUGAAUUUCCAGCCAAUGGCAGAAGCAGACGUCAAGCAAAUGCCCAAGUUAAACCAGACUCUGACAGUUCACCUAUUUCAUUGAUUUCUGACGAUGAAAAUGAAAGUGAAGAAGAAGAGAUGGCCAUUUCUUCAGAAGAUGACAGUGAUGUGGAAGAAGAAGAAGAUCAAAAGUUAGAACAAAAGAAAAAGAAGGAAAAGAAGGUUAAAGAUAUAUCUUCCGAAGAAGGUGAAGACAGUUUGGACUCUGACGAUGAAGUCUUUUUAUCAAAGAGAAAAGAUAACCCUAGCUCUGAGGAUGAAGAUUUCCUAGUCAACAGUGACAGUAGCACUAAAAGUGGAAACAGCACCACCUUGAAAAGAUUAAGAAAGCGUUAA